AUGCUUACAAAGCAACUUUCUCAGGUUGCUAUGUCGCUAGGGGAACUGAGAGUAAAUGAAGGAAAGAUCCCUGCUACGGUGCAGCCUAUUGGGCGAGAGAACAUCAGCGAGGUCACCCUGAGGUCAGGGAAGGUAUAUCAAAGACCCCCUCCACCUGCAAGUUCCACAGUGUCUACAUCUGGACAGAUCCGCGAAGAAGGAGCAGAGUCCAGUUCCCUUGAUCGAGCCGCCGGAGGAAAAGAUAAGGGAAAGGCGAAAGUAUGUGGGGAGACCUCAGGAGAAGGUCAAGGCGAUGGAACUGAGAAGACCAAGCCCUACCCCUACCGCGACAUGAUUACAAGGAAGAGAGAUGCCAUGAUUGAUGUGGCCAGUUUAUUCAAAGACGUGGAAGUCAAGGUGCCACUCCUGACGGCGUUGAAUAUGCCCCCUAUCAGUAAAUUUGUCAAAGACUACCUGGCAGGAAGGGUCACUGAAGAAGGAAUGAUGGUUACAGAGGAGAAUGUCUCUGCAGUGAUCCAGCGGAGUGACCUCCCAUCAAAGAAGACCGACCCAGGGAUGUUCACACUCCCAAUCUCAAUUGGAGACAUUCAAGUAGAGCUAGCCGACAGGUCUUGCAUUCACCCCGAGGGAAUUCUUGAAGAUGUGAUAGUGAAGGUGAACAACUUCCUGUACCCAGCCGACUUCUUCAUCAUCAAAAUGACAGAGCCAGCAGCGAAGGAGUCUGGUGGAGUCUUGUUGGGGAGGUCGUUCCUGUCUACAUCCAGCACAAUAAUCGACGUCCGCAAAGGGACGAUCAGUCUGGACUUUAAUGAACAACAAUUCACGUUCAACAUCGAUGAAGCGAUGAAGAUGCUGAGGGACAGUGAGAACGUGCACUCAAUAGACACAGUCGAGCCUCUGGUACAAGAGUAUCUAGAAGAGGAGUUCCUACAGAGACAAUUCACAGACUCUGCAACAGACGAAGAAAUUGAGAAAGAAGUCGCUAACUAG
Salvia splendens (bonfire salvia) is the source of this 990-nucleotide messenger RNA. RefSeq lists its product as uncharacterized. The transcript has 2 exons. The record is from RefSeq and is a predicted model, not a curated record. Bases 1 to 990 code for a protein of 329 amino acids. Lineage: Eukaryota; Viridiplantae; Streptophyta; Magnoliopsida; Lamiales; Lamiaceae.